AUUCAUACGUUUUGCGACUUGCGACCACGCACAUAAUAAACACUAUUUGCUUUACUUCUUGAGCGCAGUAGCUCGGCGUUAGCGCGGUUCGGCCGAGCCCAGAACUUUGUAACUAGUGGCCGUCCGCGCAAAGGGUGUUCAUUCUUUCUCAUGCCUGUGGCAGCAGCACCUGCUGCUCCCCAUCCGCCCUCAGCAGCGCCACCGACGCUGUCGUCGCUGCUGCCCGACCUGCAGCAGCUGCUGGCGGGCCGGCACUGGUCGCAGGCAGUGCUGGCGGCAAGACAACACCUGGCAGUAGCAGCAGCGGCAGCAAUAGCAGCGCGUGAUGAAGGGGAGGCGCGGGAAGGGGAGGUGCGGGAAUGUGACGCAACAGAGGCGGCAGCAGCGCCGGUGCGGGCAGGAGGGGGCCCGGAGAUGUUGUGGCCGGCUGCAGGGUUGGCAGCAGCGGCCGCAACGCGGGCUAUGACGAACAGCAGCAGGCGCAGCCAUGAUGCGGGCAGGGCGGAUAGCCUAGUUGCGGCCGAGGAGGCGGCGGCGUGGCGGGGUCUGGCGGUGGCGCUGGUGCGCGGUUUGGAGUUGCCAGAAGCCGCCUACACAGCCUGCUGCCGCGGGCUGCACGCCCUGGCGGCCCUGCAGCGGCGGCGGCAGCAGCCAGCAGCAGCAGCAGCAGCAGCAGCAGUAGCAGAGAUGGCGGGCUGGGAGCGGGAGCUGCUGACUGUGAGGCUGGAGUGCCUGUCUGCGGUGGCGAGGGGCGACAGCCACGCCGUGCGGGCUCGGCUCCAGCGCAGCGGCCUGCUGCUGCAGCUGCCCUCAAUUCAAGCCGCCGCUGCGGCCGCAGCGGCCGCGACCCUGAUGCCUGAGCGGCCGGCAUCAGCAGCGCGCGCCACAUCAAUACACAGGGGGCAGGGGCAGGGGCAGGGGCAGGGGCAGGGGCAGGGGCAGGGGCAGGGGCAGGGGCAGGGGCAGGGGCAGGGGCAGGGGCAGGGGCAGGGGCAGGGGCAAGAGGAGGCGGAGGAAGUGGCGGCGGGCGCAAGCCCAGCCGCCCGUGCACUGCCACACCCGCGCGUCUUUGUGCUGUCAGACCUGCACGCGGACGCUGCUAUCGGUGGUGGCGGCGGUGGCGGUGGCGGCGAGCCGGCGGCGGCCCGCCGGACGACCUACAUGGACCUGCUGCGGCGCGUGUCCCUGAGGCACUUCCAGCACGACGUGUUGCUGGUGGCGGGUGACGUGGCGGACACGCUGCCGGCCACCCGCGAGGCGCUGCGGCUGCUCAAGCAGCGCUUCGGACGCGUGUUCUUCACACCCGGGAACCAUGACUUAUGGCUACGACCCGGAUUGGAGGACAGCUGUGCUGGCGCCGGCGGCGCUGGUAAUGACAGCACCAGCGGCAGCGGCCUGGCAGAUUCAUAUGCCAAGCUGUGGGCGCUGUGGGAUGCGUGUGACGAGCUGGGGGUGGAGGUGGUGCCGGCGGAGGUGGCGCCAGGGGUGCUGGUGGCUCCGCUCCUGUCUUGGUACCGCCACACCUUUGAUACGGCAGACCCGGUGCCGGGCCGCCUGCGUUUCGACAGCUGGUGCCGCUGGCCCGUGGCGGAGGCCGAUGUGUGGCAGGUGAUGCUGCGGCUGAAUGACGUCGCCCUGGCCGCCAUCCGCACCUGGCGGGCGGCGAGGCGGGGCAGCACCACCCCGGCGCCGCCGAAUCCGCUGCCAGCCGCCAAUGAUGCUACCACACCGGCGCCGCACGGCAUCACUGCGCCUGCUGCAUCAGCACCCCUGCCGGCAGCUGCUGCUCCAGCUCCUGCCGACGCGAUGCCUCCCCAUCGCAGCAGCCACGGCACGAUUGCUGAUGAGGGCUGCGGCAGCAGCAGCAGCACAAGCAUCAGCAGCACGGGUAACGACCCAGCGUUGCCUCCACUGGUCAUCACCCUGACACACUUCCUGCCGCAUCCCGACUUGCCCUUCCCCCGCCUGCCACGUGAGCUGGCCAAGGCCGUGGGCUGCGCCGAGCUGCAGCACGUGCUGGCCAUGGCUGGCUCGUCCGUACACGUGUACGGCCACUCCCACGUCGCAGCCGACACGUGGCUUUCCACGGCAUCGGCAGCUGCAGGUGCUGCUGCUGCUGCUGAUGGCGCUGUGGCUGCGGGGAGAAAGGGCGGUGGAGGCGCGGCCGCAGCAGGCGGUGUCGGGAGCAGUAGUGGGGGCGCUGCCGGCGGCGGAGGCGGCGAGGCUGUGGUUGCUGGCGAGAGCCGGGCCGCAGGCGGCAUGGGGAAGCGGCACGGGGAGGCAGGCGAUGUGGGUCGCGACCGGACGGCGAGCCGGCGCUAUGUGCACUGGCCGUUGCAUGGGCAGAGACGGGCGGUGCUGCGGUGCGUCUGGGACCCGGUCCGGGGCCUGUGCUCCUAUGGUGUGGAUGGCGAGGAUGGCAGCGAGCUGUCUUGAGCUUACGCUCAUGUGGCUCUGAAGUUACAGGCCAGGGGAAUAUUAAGGAGGCGAGGUUCAACAGUGUAGGGCCGGUUUAAGAAAGAAA
Molecule: messenger RNA, 2524 nt
Organism: Chlamydomonas reinhardtii
Lineage: Eukaryota; Viridiplantae; Chlorophyta; Chlorophyceae; Chlamydomonadales; Chlamydomonadaceae
Exons: 4
Coding region: 151-2436 (761 amino acids)
Molecular function (GO): hydrolase activity
Source: RefSeq, a predicted model, not a curated record